Acomys russatus (golden spiny mouse) is the source of this 1102-nucleotide messenger RNA. It is a transcript of the gene Vps26c, whose product is annotated as VPS26 endosomal protein sorting factor C. The record is from RefSeq and is a predicted model, not a curated record. The coding region runs from base 106 to 999 and encodes 297 amino acids. NCBI's taxonomy places the organism in Eukaryota, Metazoa, Chordata, Mammalia, Rodentia, Muridae. Gene Ontology annotation, cellular component: endosome. Gene Ontology annotation, biological process: intracellular protein transport. The transcript has 8 exons.
GGGGGGUGAACGCCGGUCACGUGGCAACACUGCGGAAGAAGCCGGAGGGGCGUGGCGACCGGGUCACGAGUGGCCGGAAGUUGCGGCCUCUGCAGAUAAUUCGAGAUGGGGACCUCUCUGGACAUCAAGAUUAAAAGAGCGAAUAAAGUGUAUCACGCCGGGGAAAUGCUCUCUGGUUUGGUGGUCAUCUCUAGCAAGGACUCUGUCCAGCACCAGGGAGUGUCUUUGACAAUGGAAGGGACUGUCAGCCUCCAGCUCAGUGCCAAGAGCGUGGGUGUGUUUGAAGCCUUUUACAACUCUGUGAAGCCGAUCCAGAUUAUCAACAGCAGCAUCGACGUGCUGAAGCCAGGAAAGCUCCCCAGUGGCAAGACUGAGAUUCCCUUUGAGUUCCCUCUGCAUGUGAAGGGCGGCAAAGUCCUGUAUGAGACGUACCAUGGCGUGUUUGUCAACAUUCAGUACACACUGCGCUGUGACAUGCGGCGGUCCCUGCUGGCCAAGGACCUGAGCAAGACCUGUGAAUUCAUCGUUCACUCUGCUCCUCAGAAGGGGAAGCUGACCCCAAGUCCUGUUGACUUCACCAUCACCCCGGAAACCUUGCAAAACGUCAAAGAGAGGGCCUCGCUCCCCACGUUCUUCAUUAGAGGACGUCUGAACUCCACUAACUGUGCUAUCACGCAGCCCCUGACCGGAGAGCUGGUGGUAGAGCAUUCGGAUGCUGCUAUCCGGAGCAUAGAGCUUCAGCUGGUCCGGGUGGAGACUUGUGGGUGUGCAGAAGGCUAUGCACGAGAUGCCACAGAAAUUCAGAAUAUUCAAAUUGCUGAUGGGGACAUUUGUAGGAACCUUUCUGUCCCCUUAUACAUGGUCUUUCCAAGACUGUUCACCUGUCCAACACUGGAGACCACCAACUUCAAAGUGGAGUUUGAGGUGAACGUGGUGGUCCUCCUUCAUGGUGACCACCUCAUCACCGAGAACUUCCCGCUGAAGCUCUGCCGGACAUAGUCCAGCUGCAGGAAGGGACAGCAGGAACGGCCACAUGGACUUGCCCCAGUCAUCGGUUCACGCGUGGAUGUCACUCGGGCCAUCUGCUCACAGGCACCACAUC